This is a messenger RNA of Poeciliopsis prolifica (blackstripe livebearer), 2516 nucleotides long. RefSeq names its product leucine zipper transcription factor-like 1 (gene lztfl1). The record is from RefSeq and is a predicted model, not a curated record. NCBI's taxonomy places the organism in Eukaryota, Metazoa, Chordata, Actinopteri, Cyprinodontiformes, Poeciliidae. Gene Ontology annotation, cellular component: cytoplasm. Gene Ontology annotation, biological process: negative regulation of protein localization to cilium. The coding region runs from base 241 to 1137 and encodes 298 amino acids. The transcript has 10 exons.
ACUAGCUCGUUAGCUAGGCUAGCAGAUCUCCAGGAUAAUCUUACAGCUGUGGUAUAAAGGAAAUUUUGCUCAAUUUGUUUACUUAAACAAACAUUCAAAAGAUUUUACUGGAUUUCAAACUCAUCAUAUCGACUCUGGCUUUUAGUCUUCCUUGCGUCCGCUGUCUAAAUUAGAUAGAUUCGGCUUCUUUUCUGUUGGGAUCAGCUCAAGCUAACUUAGUUACGUUGCAAAACAGCCAUUAUGGCUGACUUUGGGUUUAACGAACACCAUCAGUCUGAAAUCAUCAACUACAUGCGAUUUGCUCGUUCAAAGAGGCUCUUAAGGCUCAAGACUAUUGACUCAUGUUUUGAGGAACUCAAAGACAGCAGGCUGGUGGAGGACACCUUCACAGUGGACGAGGUUAGGGAGAUGCUGGACGGGCUGCAAAUGGUGGUCCGGGGGGAGGUGGAGAUGGAGCUGAUCAACACGGCCCACACUAACGUACUGCUGCUCAGGCAGAUUUUCUCUCAGGCGGAGAAGUUUUACCUUCGACUCCAGAGUGAUAUCUCUGAGCUGGAGAACAGGGAGCUGUUAGAGCAAGUGGCUGAAUUUGAGAAGACUGACUUUAAAAUAGCCAAUAAGAUAAAUCAGGAAACAAGUAAACCCAAGUUGGCACCACUGAAUGAGGGUGGAGUGUCUGAGCUUCUUAAAAAGGAGAUAACGAAACUACAAGAAGAGAAUGAUAAACUGAAAUCCAGGCUGCGGACUUUAGAAUCACAGGCCAUGAGUGCACUGGACGAGAAAACAAAAGCAGAGAGAGCUCUGAAGGAUCUCCAGAGGACACAAGGAGAGCAAAAGCUUUUUGCUCAAACAAAGGAAAUCAACAGCCUGGAGGACACAGUAGCAGCUCUGAAGGAGGACUAUGAAAGAUCGCUUAGUGCCAACGCUGCAUCUCAAAAGGAUUUGAAGGAGACUCUAAUCACUGCCAAGCAUGACCUUCUGCGAGUGCAGGAGCAGCUGGCCUUGGCAGAGAAGGAGUUGGAGAAGAAGUUCCAACAAACUGCAGCGUACCGCAACAUGAAAGAGAUUCUAACCAAGAAGAACGAGCAGAUAAAAGAAAUUAGGAAACGAUUGCAGAAAUACGAGCCAGACGACUGAGGUUUUGCAUGUUUUCAUUGGAAAGACGAACCAAAAUGUUUCUGACUGAUUUGGGACGAGAAACUACCAGUUCUGGUGUUUUUUAUUUUCAUUUCUGCUUUAUCUGACAUUCUCUGUCCCUGUUAGCUUCAUUAAACAGCAGGUCAGCUGGGGAAACCCGUAGGUGAAUACACAGAGGAUCUGAUGACGUGUGUUUUUCUUACAGUAGCUGGCAGAUUUCCCUCUGUGCUCUAUGCAAUAAGCAGCAUUUACCUGUUGGACGGGGCCUUGUCCUUUUGCUCACCUGGACAGAACUAUACUGCCUGCCUGAAGCUUGUAGUCUUAGUGUGCCUUGCAAAACUAUCAAAAGCUCUUGAAAUGUUCACAUUUUAUCAACAUGUUUUGUUGGGAUUUUAUUUGCUAAAUCAACACAGCAACAGUUAUCUCAGUCAAAUUUAGGUCUGUGCUUUGACUAUUCCGCUUUAUUGUAUUCAAUUGUGUAGGGUAUGUGUAGCAGUGUGUGUAGGGUCAUCCCGGACCCCAACAAAGUCUCUCACACCCACCGCCUUCAACCCUAUGUAUUUUGCUGGCUAUAAGAGGUUGUCUUCGAGUAUUACUCCAUGUAUUAUCUGCAGCCAUUUCAACAAAAAAAAAAACAAAACUGGAAUGUUAUUUUAUAUUCCAGAUUUGCUCCAAACCUCUCCAAAGUUUGUCCCUGACUUGUCUGCUGCAUCUUCAUGAUGCUGAUUUUUCACCAACAUACUAAUUGACAUCUGAGGCCUUCUAAGAACAACUGGAUUUAUGAGAUAAGAAUACACACAAGUGGAUUUUAUUUACUACCUGGUUGUACUAGAGUUUUCAGAGGGGUCUCAAAACAAAAGCAAGCCACACCUUUUAGAUUAUUUUUGGAAACAAUUUUAGAGCCACGUUUUUCUUUCAUAGCACAACUUGUGUCAUUUUAUCUCAUAAAAUACACAAUGCAUAAGGAGUAUAAAUAGAUUUGCAAGGCACUGCAUAAGUCCCAAUGCAGGACAUUGUAAGUAAAUUUUCAUAUUUUGCUCAUCAGUCUUAUCUUUAGCAGCACCUUAAAGUCCAAGGUCCAAUUUUAAAACAAAGUUACAAGUAAAUGCCAAACCACUUUGCAUUUUAGGACACUCUUGUUUAUCUGAACAUUUAAUAAUAUUAAUAUUUCACUCUAAAAUAUUUCCAAUAAUCUGUAACGACAAUGUAUCUACUCUUACGUGUAGAUGUAGAGGGCCUAGAAUAUUUUUGGUGUUGAAUCCUUGCAUAUUUUUUGUAUUGCUGUAUAUACAUGAUUUUCAUGAUAUAAAAUGCUCUUGUAGAGUGUGCAUUUAACUGGUUUGUGAAAUUUUAAUGGGUUAAUAAAAAGUGUGACCAAA